Scylla paramamosain (green mud crab) is the source of this 1612-nucleotide messenger RNA. RefSeq names its product cytoplasmic tRNA 2-thiolation protein 1-like (gene Ctu1). Lineage: Eukaryota; Metazoa; Arthropoda; Malacostraca; Decapoda; Portunidae. The coding region runs from base 474 to 1571 and encodes 365 amino acids. The record is from RefSeq and is a predicted model, not a curated record. Gene Ontology annotation, biological process: tRNA wobble position uridine thiolation. The transcript has 9 exons. Gene Ontology annotation, cellular component: cytosolic tRNA wobble base thiouridylase complex; mitochondrion. Gene Ontology annotation, molecular function: tRNA binding.
GAAAAAAUGCAGAGAAAAGAAAUAGGAAGUCAUGACGAGCUACAGCUGUUUCAUCACAAGGCACCGAUACGAAGGCAGAACUGCAAGGCAAGGCAAGGCAACACAUGGGCAACAUUGCGAGACAACACUCGACCUGUCCACCCUCAGGUGUCCACCCUUCACGGCAAGCUGUUGUUCUCGGUCUCAUUUCUGGCUUCCUGAGACAGACCGGCCAGCUGCCACGCCUGUGAUACCCUCACAGUACUUUCCCAGAAUUCAUAAAGAUCAAUAGUUCUUCGCAGCUUUAACAACAACAAGAUCUGUUGCUGGUGUGAACACUGACACUACACGAGGUACACAGUACAAGGCAUGAUGAAGGCGUCAGGCGAUAAACAGUGCACACGCGGGACUGAGUCACUGAGUAAACACAGUGCAGUGCGCCGCGGGUGGCGCGAAGCAGUGCACUCUGGUGGCGAGGAGACAAAAUUGUAGCCAUGCCAGUGAAGUGUACUGCAGGUUGUGGGAGUAAUGCAGUUUUAAAGAGACCAAAGACAGGGGAUGCGUUGUGUAAGGAGUGUUUCUUCCGAGCCUUUGAGGAGGAGGUUCACCACACCAUUACAGCAGCAAAGCUUUUUGUGCCUGGCGACUAUGUUGCUAUUGCUGCAUCAGGAGGCAAAGACUCCACUGUACUGGCAUAUGUCAUGAAGCUUCUUAAUGAUCGGUACAACUAUGGCCUGAAGCUGGUGCUGCUCUCUGUUGAUGAAGGAAUCACUGGUUACCGGGAUGACAGCCUAGAAACAGUGAAGCGCAAUGAGCAGCAGUAUGGAAUUCCUCUUAAGGUAGUGUCAUAUGAGGAGCUUUAUGGCUGGACUAUGGAUCGCAUUGUGCAGCAGACAGGCCGCCGAAGCAACUGUACAUUUUGUGGAGUGUUCCGGCGACAGGCCCUGGACCGGGGAGCUGCCCUGCUGGGGGUGGACAAGAUUGUCACGGGACACAAUGCAGAUGAUAUUGCUGAGACUGUCCUAAUGAACAUCCUGCGUGGGGACGUGGCCAGACUGCAGAGGUGUACUGCCAUUGUUACGGGUUCAGAGGGAGCCAUAUCAAGGUCCAAACCUUUCAAGUACACUUAUGAGAAAGAAAUUGUGAUGUAUGCUUACUUCAAGAGGCUUGAUUACUUCUCAACAGAGUGUAUCUAUUCCCCAAAUGCUUACCGGGGCCACGCUCGAGUCUUCCUCAAAGAUUUGGAGAAGGUGCGGGCAACCUCCAUUAUUGAUGUGAUACACUCAGGUGAAAGUUUCUCAGUGCGUGAGGGCGUGAAGAUGCCCACCCAGUCCACUUGUGAGAGGUGUGGCCAUGUGUCGUCUCAAGCGGUGUGCAAAGCCUGUGUUCUGCUGGAAGGCCUCAACAAAGGCAAGCCAAGGCUGGGCCUGGGGAAGUCAUCAAAGGUUGAGGAACAUUUGGCAAGCCAGUCCACAGAUUCCUCUGGUACCACACAGUCACCCACAAAGGCACCACAUGCAGCACAACCAUCACUCUCAACCACACACUCAACACAAAAUGCCCUCAGGAGUUUACAUAAUUUAGAUUUCUAGCACUAUAUGAAAUAUUUUAAUAAAUCAUGUUAUGAAACCAU